AUGGCUGAGACGGCCCUCAGUGCAUUUGCUUCGGGCGAGCACAGGCACCAGGCAGGGCCCAGCCAGCCAGAGCCUGCGGAGGCCGCUGUGCGAAGUAGCAAGCGCAAGCGGGGUGGCUUGAAGCACAAGAAGUCGCACAAAAAGCUGCGCAGGGCCAAGAAGAAGACGCCUUCCGCGGCGGAGGCGCGCGUGGGCCUUGUCUCACAAGGCCCGCAACAGGAGGCUGCGCGCUCUCCACGGGAAUGGGGUGCUGCAGCUCAACCACCUAGUCGUGCAGCGGUUUGCUUCCUUGCGGUGCCUGUGCUUCGAGAGACCGAUGAGGUCCUGGAUGUGGCCUCUGAGGCGCUUCAGGAUGUGAUCCUAGAAGGAAGCGCUCAGGUGCGGAGCGCGCUGAACGUCGUGGGUAUGGGGGUCCAGAUGGUGGCGGUCUGGUUCGUUUCCACGAUGAUGAUGAAUCUGUGGCAGCGUUGCAGGAACGGCAACACUGCUGAAUACGGAGCCCGGUUGACAGAGCUCACUGACGGAGGGUCGGUGUGGGUGGUCAAGUCCAAGCGAGGAGCUUUCCACCAAGUCAACCUAAAGAAAGGGCAUGCGAGCUGCGCUUGCCGACAGUAUGUGGAGGAAGGUGUGCGCCCUCACAUCAAGGCAGCUAAAGAGCAGCUGAAGCGGCUGGCGCUUCCGUCUGAGCCGGCGGAACCUCCAAAGGCCAGCCCACUGCGCGAAGCGCUGCCCAAGGAGAAGGGUCGAGGGGAUCGGCCGGAGCCGCUGGCCUUGCAGGACAGCAAAGCUUCCACUCCGGAGCUGCUUCCGGAGCCAUCCCUUCAGACUGAUGUUGAGCUACUUGUGAACACAGCGAGCCAGGAUCGGAUCUUGAACAUCUUGGCCGGCGCUGGAGAAGUGAUGAUGACUGCGUACACGUUCGAUCAGCCCGACGUGGUGGACAGUCUCAUCAGGCGCCCUGGAGUUACGAGACUCCUUGUUGAUCGAGGCCAGAGCGUGGGUGAGCGGACAAAGCUUCAGAGGCAAUCUCUGUUGCAGGUGGCCCGCGCAGGCAUCCGAGUGCGUCUGACCGCAGGAUCUUCGAUUGCGGAAGCUUACGCCGGGGAUCGCCGUGGCACGUCCGUUGGCAAGAGCCUCAAGGGCAUCCAGCAUUCAAAGACUUUCUGUCUGAGGGGCGCAGAAGGAGCACCAAGCUUCCUGGUCGUGGGAAGCUCAAACUACACCACGAGUAGCAGGGCGAACGUGGAGCUCGGGUUGCUGGUCAGCGGGCCUUGGGAGGAUGAAGUCUUCCAUGCGUACACCGACCAGUUCGAGCGGCUCUGGGCCGUCUCCGAGAUCUUUGGAGGACCCUCCGGAGAAGGAGACGAAGCCGUCGCGGAGGCGCGUGACGUGCAAACAGAGCCAGGGUGA
This is a messenger RNA of Durusdinium trenchii, 1410 nucleotides long. Lineage: Eukaryota; Dinophyceae; Suessiales; Symbiodiniaceae. The record is from the annotation of a GenBank genome assembly.